Molecule: messenger RNA, 1374 nt
Organism: Lachancea nothofagi CBS 11611
Lineage: Eukaryota; Fungi; Ascomycota; Saccharomycetes; Saccharomycetales; Saccharomycetaceae
Source: the annotation of a GenBank genome assembly
AUGGGUGAUGCUGAGCUCUUGAAAUGUCAGAACUGCCAUAUUCCUUUGGAACUGGACAGCUCUUUGAUGGAGUUAAGUCUCGCACAACGAAACCUUUUGAUGAACUCUGCUACCGAGCCCACAGUGCCAGCUGUGCAAAUUCCAGCAGAUCGACUCAAAAGACUCAACAGCGUCAGGAAAGGUAGCGAACUGAAUUUACAACCCUCAGUCUUGAAUAAUCUCGACUCUUACGUGUUCCUUACAGGUGAUUCAAGUACACUACAUACUACUCGUUUGGACGGAGAAUCCGGGAGCGAAGAUGACGAAGACAUAAGAUCGAGGACUCUUAGUUCUAGGAUCAGCACCUUGACAAACAUUUUCAACAUACUGUCUUCUAAAAGUAACAUUGAGUAUCCUGUCUGCCAAGACUGCUGCGACCUACUGAUUCAAAAGCUCAAGGGCGAUUAUGAGGAUGCUUUGAAAGAAAGAGAUACUUACUCAGACUUUUUGAAAAGGCUUGAAAGACAACAAGAGCUGGAACAAGACAGAUCACAGGAGGAAGGGGAUUCAUUUGAAGAGGAACGAAGAAUAGCCGAAAAGGAGCAAGAAGAGCUUUUACAGAAACUCGCGAAUCUAGAAAAAACAGAUGCAGACCUGGAUGCUACGAUUGAGAAACUGGAAGAGGAAUUGGAAGUCAAAAAACAGCACGAAAUGAAGGAACUUGAACUUCGGAAUAUCCGAGAUCUGGAGAAGAUGGAGUUUUCGAAGGAACUGCAAUCACUAAAGAACCAGUACGAGUUCACUUUAAACAGUCUCGACAAGCUGCGGAAAACAAACAUAUACAACGAGACGUUUCGUAUCUCACAUGACGGGCCUUUUGGGACCAUUAAUGGACUGCGCUUAGGCGGUUUAGACGAAGCACCUGUUCCCUGGCAAGAAAUCAAUGCGGCACUUGGACAACUUGUAUUGUUGCUAGCCACAAUAUGCGCGCGCUCAGAGUUCAAAUUGACGGGCUACAUUUUGAGGCCGAUGGGUUCGUUUUCCAAGAUUGAACAAUUCGACUCUAAAACUCAAGAAUGGCAUAGCUGUGAUGUCUUCAACAACGGAGGUUUCAAAAUUGGUAGAAUAUUCAACAAGGGAACUAGUUUUGAUCGGGCCAUGGUGUCAAUAAUGGAUAUCAUCGGUCAAAUUAUAUCUCAUCUCUCACUCGACAGGCCAGUAGACUCGGAGGAGAUAGAGCUGCCCUAUACAAUGGAGGCCGAAAAAAUCAAUGGACUAUCAAUCAAAUUGAGCGCAAACAAGCCGGGGCAAGAAUGGACUACUGCUUGCAAAUUCCUUCUUACCAAUGCCAAAUGGUUACUUGCUUUCUCGUCGAGUAUGAUUACAAAUUCGUAA